Actinia tenebrosa (Australian red waratah sea anemone) is the source of this 3719-nucleotide messenger RNA. RefSeq names its product von Willebrand factor D and EGF domain-containing protein. Gene Ontology annotation, biological process: anatomical structure development. Gene Ontology annotation, molecular function: signaling receptor binding. Lineage: Eukaryota; Metazoa; Cnidaria; Anthozoa; Actiniaria; Actiniidae. The record is from RefSeq and is a predicted model, not a curated record. Gene Ontology annotation, cellular component: extracellular region; cell surface.
UGUGCCAUGGCGUAUUGUGCAGGCAACAAGACUCCUUGUCCAAGAGGAAUGACAGGAAUAGCACCAAACUGUAAUGUCUCGAAGAUCGUCGAGUUUCCAUACUCUGAUGUGCCUCGCCCGAAAGUUGAUUACGUAAAAAACAUAAGCACUUUGGCCAUGAGCUGCAAAUUUGAUUUUCCCCCUUGGAAUAACGUUUCGUACGCUGUGAAAUGGUUUGCGGACGGCAAAUUGAUUCGUACACAGUGGAUGUGCGUAGACGAAAAGGUGGGGACGUGCGAACGGAACAAUUUGGAAUCGAUAAUAAACUUUGGAACUUUUAAAAUGGGUCAAAAUCUGCAUUGUGGAAUUUCAAUGAAAUAUUCAACAAGUCCUGAUAACAAAUGGUCAAUGGCAAAAUACAGCAAUAAUUUCUACGUUGGAAUUGAGGUCACUCCACGAGUAGCAAUUUUUGUGAAAGAGUGUGAAAGAAACUCCGAUGUAAACGUAAACUUAAGACCGACAGUUCCAAUAAUAUACAAAAGUCUAUACUUAUCUCCAUUAGAUCACCUGGACGUAACGAUUCUUGUUCCGAAAAGGUAUUCAUAUCAAAGAAAGCACAUUGCUGUCACUACAUGUAAUGUUAAACUAAAAACAGAGGACAUUUUGACUGGGAAAAAUAUUACCAUCAAAGCAAUCUGCGAUGACCUAAACGAAGGCUCUUCCAACGAAGAAAAUUUAGAAAAAUCACAGUUUCACUUUGUACCGGAAUCAACAUAUCUGCCCUGGGUCGGCUAUCGACCACCGGCUUUGGUUAUAAAGAUUAAUAACACAGAAAAAAAAACUUGCUCUGGUCUUGGCGAUCCACAUUACGUGACAUUUGAUGGAAAGACAUUCGAUUUUUACGAACCUGGGGUCUAUCUUAUGUACAGCAACCCCAAUAAAAGUGUGGAGGUUCAAGCCCGUCUUUGGUUGUGUACUUAUGCUAAAAGACAAGUUUCCUGUAACUGCGGAGUCGCUAUAAGAGAAAGGAACGAUAUUGUGGUUUUAUCAGUUUGUAACGCCAAACUUAUCCAUGAACCAUCUAAAUCUUCUCCAAUAAUGAUAAAUCAACGUAAUGCAGAACAUAAGCCGCUAGCAGAUGGUUUGUAUAUCUACAAAAAGAGCACAGGGGGAAAAAUGGAAUAUAAUGUAUUGUUGCCUUCCGGGACACUCGUCCGUGUGUCCCGCCAUUCGUUGGGUUUAGACAUUUACAUCGAUGCACCAAGUACUGACAAGAGUCAUGUCUCGGGGUUUUGUGGUAAUUUCAAUGACGAUCCAAAUGAUGACCUAAAGGGAAAAGACGGUGUACUCUACACUAACUAUAAUGAAUUUGGAAGAACUUGGAUCAUUCCUUAUGAGAUGAGCUAUUUCAAGAUUGAUCCAACUCCGAUACCACCCAUACCUGAUGUGGAGUCUUGCUCAUGCCCGACGGAGGAAACUGAAAAUGCAAUGACACUUUGUAAUAAAACUGGAAAUUAUUAUUAUGACUUAAAGAGCUACGGGGAAAUAUUCACGCUUUUGCAGACGCCAUCCGAUGAUCAGUCAAAUUACGGCAGCAAGAAACGGUCUGUAGACGGUCACUGGUACAGUGAUAACAUAAUUGAUCACGUGGAUCGAAGCUACUUUGUAGAUGAUCCACAAGUACAGCAUGCUAUGAACAGAAUACGAAGCAAGAGAUCACCCAAAGCAGAGAUGUCAAAGGAGGAAGCAACGAAGUAUUGUAGAAGUCAUAUAGAGGACACGAAUGCAGGAAGGUCAUGCAAAGAUGUUUCAAGUGCAAACAUUGAAAUUGCAAUGGAACAAUGUAUCACAGAUUUAGAGUUGUCUGGAGAAACAGCAUUUGCAUAUUCAGCUUUUGAUUUCAUGGCGUACGAGUGUAAAGAUGCUAUUUUCAAGAAUGUUUCACUCUACACAAGAAGUCCAGAUGGUGACUUAGUACCUCCUACAGAAUUAGUAAAAGACCUAUGUCCUUCAGACUGUAGUGGACGUGGCAAGUGUAAGAACAGAACCUGUAUAUGUGACGAAGGUUACACUGCGCUGGAUUGUUCCAUGGAGAUUGGUGCAGUACCUGAAGUACUGGGCAUCUACAACGGAGGACUUUGUGAUCUUCGAGAACGUCCUUGCAGAAAAACUAAUAUCAAGGGCCAGUAUUUCAUUAGCUCAGAAAAUCUGACCUGCCAUGUUCAAGAAAUCGAGGUUUUCCCAGGUCCUUGGUCUCCCCGUGGACAACCUAUCAAAUUACCUGGAGAUAUGUUCGAUCUGUAUGGUGUUAAAUGCGACCUCCCUGAUCCACCGACGAGACUUGGUGAUUAUGAUCAGGAGGGAACCCCUGCUGGGGGACUUAUUAUCUCAGUUUCUAACGAUGGCUUCAAUGCAAGUGUACUAAGACUAAGACACGUGUCCUUCGAUUCCAAGUGUAUGAACUGCAGCAAUUCAAGCAUAUGUGAACGUAAACCGAAUUCCUGUCUGAUCAGAGGACAUUGUUUUGCUGCCAACGAGCCAAACCCACGUGACUGGUGCCAGCAGUGCAUACCCAGAGAUGACCAGAAUUCCUGGACGCGUAGGAAAAUUAACCAGGCACCGAAGUUCACUACCAAGAAAACCAUGUUUGCAGUUAAAGAAGAAGAUCUCGUGAUACAGCUGAAAGCAACAGAUCCUGAUAACCGUCCUGUAACAUUCUCUCUACUCAGUUCUACAGCUACUGGCCACACAUUGAGUACAGCUGGUCUACUAAGAUGGAAGGUCACGUCGAAUGAGAAAUUCACCUUCAAAGUGACUGACGAGUGUGAAGCGUUUGAUACAACAGACAUGAGAGUGCGUAUAGUACAAUGCCCGUGUCUGAAUGGUGGCCAAUGUGUACCCCACCCCUACCAUCCACGGGGUUCUGGUCUGUAUCAGUGUAAAUGCGUGAAUGGAUUCAGUGGAGACACAUGCGAAAGGUGCCCUGGACUAGUCUGUCCUCCUCGAAAUCUCAGUGUAACAACUUUAAGUUCAACAAAAAUCCAAGUUGAAUGGGUCGAGCCACAAGACAAAGCAUUGGACUAUUAUCUUUUAGAGUAUGGUCCAAAGGAACAAAAACCAAAAAUGAAACGUGUAUCAAAGACUAUGACUAGCUACACUCUAACCGAGUUGCGAAAGUUUACAGAUUAUCGAAUUGGCUUGUCUGUGGUGAAUGCUGAUCGAACAAAGAAAGUUGAAGUCUCAGCUAAAACAGCUGAGGAUGUGCCCGAUGCUCCUCCACUUAUAACCGACAUCACUCCUGUUAGCCAUGAUACCAUGAAGGUCACAUGGUCACCAAUAGUCGAGGACAAACGCAACGGUAUCAUCAAAGGUUACAGAAUCUACUACAAAGCUGGAUUACCAGGCGGCAACUGGGGAAAGUGGAGGUCGCUUACUACAAGGGACGGAGAUGCUAAAAGUGCUAUCGUUACAAGGCUGAAGCCGGCUACUUCGUAUUGUUUCAAGAUGUCCGCUUUUACAAGGAAAGGACAGUAUCGUCUCUGGAUGACUUCGGAAUGUUGGAUGAAAAAAACGGCUUCGCAAAAUGAAGAAUAAUGAACUUGCGAAUACAAAGAUCCGAACUUCUAUGGAAAAAAAGAUGCAUAUGAUUUUCAAAUAAUGGUCCCCAACUACUAUUUAAUUUCAAUGUUUAUGUUCAGUGGUUUGAGCCACCUGGUGUUGCUGAGUAGUGAAAUUUCUAA